GUUGAUAAAAACGUAAACAAUGUCGCUUGUCGCUGAUUAUAGCGAUUCAUCUAAAUCUGACGCAGAAAGCAGCAGCAAUGAGUCCGAAAAAGAACAAACAAACAAGUCAGAAAGCCCGCCUCCUGCACAGAAACACCCAAAGUUGCCAAGUGCGAGCGCUGCGCUGGACAAUGCGGCAGCCAAACGGACCGGUGAUGUAUUCAGCAAUCCAUUUCUGGAGGCGGAACUGCAUAAAACGGCUUCCUUGGAGCGGCACGUCAAAAUGGUGAACAACGAUGCACAUUUACAGCUCAAAAAUGGCCGCAAAAUAUGCUGGAAUUAUAGAAAAGGACGCUGCCGUUUUGGCACCAGCUGCCAGUAUGCACACGACUCGGAUUUAAGCGUGGAAGCCUUAGCUGGUAAUGAGACAAAAGUGGAGACAGUAGCGCCUACAUUUACGCCGCAAUCAUCGAGUGGCAACAAUAAACGCAAGCGGCCCGGUCUGAGCGACGGCAUAGAACCUGGCAAACGCGUGAUGAAAUCUUACCAGCAACAACACCUGGCCACUGGAGCACGUCGUCCGCCCAACUAAGUUCAAAUGACGCCGGCGUCUGUGAUGCGCAACAAGCAGCUGCCGUCGCUAAUGCCGAAGUUAUUAUUAAGCACCUUGAGCAGCCGCAGCCCGUCGCCGUCGCAGUGGGACUCAUCCGGCAGCUCCAGGACCAAAGUCAGCGUGCAGACCGAGCACCAAUAGUCACCCAAGAAGCUGCAGUCCUCUUGUGCAUCUGUGCUUUUUUGGGUCGAACCCCCUUCGUUGUCUACAUCCUCAUCCUCGCCCAUGUCGUUGGCUGCGAACAAUCACGUAAUAGAUGUACAUAUAUAAAUUUAAACGUUGAAAUAGUCUUGCCUAAGGAAA
Messenger RNA from Drosophila virilis, 895 nucleotides. RefSeq lists its product as uncharacterized. Gene Ontology annotation, molecular function: metal ion binding. The record is from RefSeq and is a predicted model, not a curated record. NCBI's taxonomy places the organism in Eukaryota, Metazoa, Arthropoda, Insecta, Diptera, Drosophilidae.